Spea bombifrons (plains spadefoot toad) is the source of this 1697-nucleotide messenger RNA. RefSeq names its product 3-oxoacyl-ACP synthase, mitochondrial (gene OXSM). NCBI's taxonomy places the organism in Eukaryota, Metazoa, Chordata, Amphibia, Anura, Pelobatidae. The transcript is spliced from 3 exons. The record is from RefSeq and is a predicted model, not a curated record. Gene Ontology annotation, biological process: fatty acid biosynthetic process. Gene Ontology annotation, molecular function: 3-oxoacyl-[acyl-carrier-protein] synthase activity. Bases 163 to 1548 code for a protein of 461 amino acids.
CUGGCUUCGGGUCGGUGUUAUCAUAAACGUGCAACCGGAGACUCGGUCUAAAUAGCAAGCUGCUAACGCGACUGUGUCCCUUACUCUUUAAGCCCACGCGUGAUCGCGAUCCACUUAGUGCUGUCAGCUUGGUGGUAGACGGUUGAAGGCUCUGCGUUCCUAAUGACUUCCCACACAAUAGGGAUAUUGAGAUCUGUCCAGCGCUACCCCUCCAUCCUGAAGCAUAUAGAAACCUUCCAGAUUAGGAAAAGGGGCUUUGCUGUCAGCGGUCUCCGCAGAUCUCGCAGAAGAGUGGUGGUGACUGGGAUUGGCAUAGUAUCUCCUCUUGGAGUUGGCACUCAGUUUGUAUGGGAGCGUCUUAUCCAAGGUGCGAGUGGCAUAGUCGCUCUAGAAGAAGAAGACAUUAAAACCAUUCCGUGUAGAGUAGCUGCUCGUGUUCCUAGAGGGACGGCAGAAGGACAGUUCAAUGAAGAAAGAUAUGUUUCCAGGACGGAGAUUAAGGCAAUGUCCUCUGCCGCCAUUAUGGCCCUUGGAGCAGCUGAAGAAGCCAUUGCUGACUCGGAUUGGAAACCAGUAACAGAAGCUGAACAAGAAUGUACAGGUGUAGCAAUAGGUAUGGGGAUGGUCCCUCUUGGUGAUAUUACAGAGACUUCCACAUUGUUUAACACAAAGGGGUACAAUAAAGUCAGCCCUUUCUUUGUCCCCAAAAUCCUAGUCAAUAUGGCUGCUGGCCACAUCAGUAUCAAGUAUAAACUCAAGGGGCCGAACCAUGCCGUGUCAACUGCUUGCACCACAGGAGCUCACUCCAUUGGCGAUUCCUUUAGAUUUAUCACUCAUGGGGACGCCGAUAUCAUGUUGGCUGGUGGGACAGAGUCGUGUAUUGGCUCCUUAUCCCUUGCCGGAUUUGCAAGAGCCAGAGCUCUCAGCACUAGCUACAAUUCAACUCCUCAGUUGGCAUGUCGCCCAUUUCACCCUAAACGGGAAGGUUUUGUUAUGGGUGAGGGAGCAGCUGUGCUUGUUCUAGAAGAAUAUAACCAUGCCGUGUCUCGAAAUGCCAAGAUUUACGGAGAAGUUUUAGGCUAUGGGCUGUCGGGUGAUGCGUGCCACAUAACUGCUCCAAACCCAGAUGGUGAUGGCGCCUUCAGGUGCAUGAAUGCCGCCAUAAAGGAUUCCAACAUAGAGAUCAACGAUAUAUUGUACAUCAACGCCCAUGCCACCUCUACACCUCUUGGAGAUGCAGCUGAAAACAAAGCUAUCAAGAGACUUUUUGGAGAACAUGCUUAUUGUCUUGCAGUGUCAGCAACUAAAGGAGCCACUGGGCAUUUGUUAGGGGCAGCAGGGGCUAUUGAGGCUGCGUUCACAGUUCUCUCCUGUUACCACGGCACUCUUCCUCCUACUCUGAACCUUGAUAGGACUGAGCCGGAGUUUGACUUGAAUUAUGUUCCCCUUAAAGCCCAGGAGUGGAAAUCAAAUGGUAGACGUAUUGCUCUGAGCAAUUCUUUUGGCUUUGGUGGAACCAAUGCCACACUUUGUUUUGCAAGUCUAUAAUAUAUAUUUAUAGUUUCUUGGUAUUUAAUUUAUGGAGCUGGUAAAGAAAGUUUUUUUUAUGUUACUUGGCGGUUUUCCUCUUGACAGUUUGUUUUCAAAUUAUUUAACAGUACCCUUAUCUCCCCUUGUACCCCUCUACAGACCCAUGA